AUGCUCUGUUUUUUUAGAUUGCUUCGUUCCUCUCUACCUUUUGAGCCCAUGGCGCUCACGACACUAGAUAGUCUGCAUUCUCGACUCAGAACUCUAAAGUCAAAAAGCGAAAUGGAAAGACCCACCGACGCUCAUCAAGCAGAGUCGCAGAAAGGGAACGACGUGACUCAUCCCCACUUGCACGACUCACCGCACUGGUUUCAGACUUCUUCACCCUUCUUUAUUUCUCCCAAGCACGAUGGGGUGCGUAUGAUCACCUUCCCGCCCCAGCUCUCCAGCACCUGCAGCAAGCGUUGUGAAAUUAAUGAGGCGAAAACUCGUAAAUCACGAUCAGGAUCCACAGAAAACCCGAACUUCACGGCGACGACCUGUUUUUCGCGAUACGGAAGGCCUAUUUACGGCAUGUUUUGGAUUGAAAAAGAACUAGCGUUGUUGCGAGCGCUUUGUGGUGAUCCGUUGUUGGUGUUGGACGGUGAAUUGUACAUUCAUCAAAACGUAUCCGAUGUGCGAAUAAAUAGUCAAACCGAGGAAUCGUCAUCACCAGCUGAGAACGAUCCGCCUAAAAAACGUUCACACCAAACCCAAAAGGGACGAAAAAAUGGAGUCCCCUCAAUUCCCCCGUGCGAGCCCCAAGAUGCAAAACGGACGCCAGGGAGGGAUGCCUUCAAGACGGGUUUUUUAGCGGUAUCCGCGCUCGUGCACCGGCUUCGCGGGUCGGGCAAGACAUGUCUUUUUCGCGGUGGAAUUAGCCCCAAACCAUCGAUUUCAGACGGCUUAAAAGAGGUACUUCAGUACGUCAGCACGCUGCCAAGAUACUGCCUCUUUGAUGUUGUUUCUUUCAGUCCAUGCCAGACCCUGGUAGGGGGGCCUGGGGAUGAAAAACACGCGCAAACUAUUGAGGAGGGGCGACAAAGGGAAAGUGCCGCGAAUCGGCAGAUUUUGAGCGAAUUGCGGCGCAUCCUCCAUCUCACGUUGGAGGCGCACAAGGUGGCGGAUGCGGAGAUGCUGCGAUGCAUUCCGAACGUCACCCCGUUCUCCCAGCGCGUGCGCACGCUCUACUUUUUGACGGAUUUGCUUUCCCGCGGGCUGAGCUCGCCCAUGCUUAUAGAAGCCUUUGACUUGGUGAAUGGUAUUGCGGAAGAGGAAAGCGCUAGCGGGGGGGGACUGGGGGUCAAAAAACGCACUCGGUAUGACAAUUCCAACAGUUGUGGAAGAAGGUCGUAUAUUCAAAUGAUUCCAUACCGCCUGGUUCGAUCCUUGGACGAGGCGGAGCACUCUUUAUUGCCUCGCUAUGUGGCGCAAGGCUACGAGGGCGCGGUGAUUCGAACACCGACAAAUUUGUACGAAUUUCACGAAAAGCGCAAGGGCGUGCUGAAGCACUUCAUUGAACCUUUACUCUUGGAAAAGUCUAGUAAUGGCAAGCGGGCAAGGCCGCGACGACGAGCUUCCGCGGUUAAUAUGAGUUCACCCCCAUCACGGCGGGCUGCAUCGGUCCAUCAGGAUAUCGUGAAUACACAGGCCAUGGUUCUGCUUCGCACGUACGCGGGGGAUGAGGUAAAUAACGGACACCGCCGCGCCUCCCGUCAUGGCGAGAUCGCGGAAAACGAAACCCACGAAAAUAAUGAAGCGGACGAACCAGCCGCCAGGAAUCCCGGUGAGGAGGAUAUUGAUGCUAGCUCGCAGCAGAUCGCGCGGCUCGCACUCGAGCGCUCGAAGAAUCUCUCACGACGCUGCGAGACGUGUGUGAAGCUCUUACCCUUUCGAGACAAGGAGUACGCGGUGUUGCGGCCCCUCUUAAAGUUCCCUUCAACAAACCCGCGUACACGGCCCUUAGUGGCAAUCCCAUUAAAGGAAAUUGAGUCCCUAGAGGGUCUUAAAGAAGUAACCAUUAAAAGGAAUUCAGGCAUAAAGGAAAAGGGUGCAUCUACACAUGAUCCUUGCAGCAACGAUGAGGGGGUAGUGGUAUUUUAUGGCCUUAAAUGUUUGGCAGAGAACGGCCGUGUGUUUAACGUGUCCAUCCCAAAGAUGUCAACGGAAAAGCAGCGCGCACUUCUUCAACAUCUCCUGGAAGCUUCUCGGAAGAGGCAAGGUAAAAAGACGCUUACAGGGAUGUACGUCACGGUGAAGUUCGCAUCGCUCACGGAACAUGGGAUUCCCCGCUUCGGCACAGUCAAGGCCAUCCGUGGUGGUAAAGGGUGGUUUCUAUGA
This is a messenger RNA of Phytomonas sp. Hart1, 2208 nucleotides long. The record is from the annotation of a GenBank genome assembly. Lineage: Eukaryota; Euglenozoa; Kinetoplastea; Trypanosomatida; Trypanosomatidae.